Mytilus californianus (California mussel) is the source of this 1246-nucleotide messenger RNA. RefSeq lists its product as uncharacterized. Gene Ontology annotation, cellular component: extracellular matrix. NCBI's taxonomy places the organism in Eukaryota, Metazoa, Mollusca, Bivalvia, Mytilida, Mytilidae. The transcript has a single exon. Gene Ontology annotation, molecular function: protein binding. The record is from RefSeq and is a predicted model, not a curated record. The coding region runs from base 77 to 1117 and encodes 346 amino acids.
GUUAUACUUGUUUGGAAUACUUGUAGGAAUUGAUCUGAUACUAGCAGUUACAUGUCAGUCUCGCAGUUUCUUUGAUAUGAACUGUCCACAGAAUAUAGCUGCUAAUUUAAGGAAAUGUGAAAUCUUUGUAGACUCUCGCUUAGAUUUUAUCGACUUUAAACAAUGGACAUCUGAGCUUGAGAGAACAGUUACAGUAUCCUUAGAUGUAACCUGUAGUUCGAAGGGGGUAUUCUUCCUUCCAUGGCCAAUGAAAGCGAGAGGACUAAUCAAACUUAACGUGAAAGGAUGUGUACUAGAAGGAUUCUUUUCAGAGUCUUUGACUCCAACAAAUUUGAAAGAUGAGCUACAAGAGUUAUCUUUAGAAGAUUGCGUUAUUGCUAGCAACUUGAAACGUGGAGUCUAUUUAUUUAACACACCAUUGACCAAGGAAAUCGAUUGUGGACAACAAACCUUACAGAGGUCAGUUUGGCGUAAUAUAUCCUACAUGGUUACAAACAAAAUGGAGGAUAUUACAAUAGAUGAAUUCCUAAAGGUUUUUUCAUCAUUAAAUCAAUUCUUUAACAGACUUGGGCAAAUAAAAUAUAGAUGCAAAUAUUCAAACUUAAAAUACAUUGAUGAAAGUAUAAGUAUCUCUCGCAGCAAAUAUAGUUUUCUACUGAUGACUGCUUAUUCAGAUUUCCCGAAACUUCACACAUUUCGUUGGACUGAUAAUGGAUACAUAAGCGUACCUCAAGAGUUGAUUGAUUGGAGGAAAUAUUUUCCACAACUGAAACUUUUAGACCUUUCUUAUAAUAGAAUUACAAAGUUCAAUUUUUUGGAAUCACCCUCCACAGAAAAGGUCUCAAAAUCAGAACCGCUGGUGGUUGAUCUAUCUCAGAAUUCUGUAACUGAAAUUCCAGUAGACAUGCAAGAUUAUCUUACUGGUUCUGUGCCAAUUAUUGUUGAUUUAACGGGAAAUCCGCUAAGAUGUGACUGUAACUUCCUAAGAUAUAAAAACUAUGUCAUGAAUGCGCUUAAAAGAUUUCAGAAAUAUGAAAACCUGUCUCGGAUAACGUGUCAUUCCGCAAAAAUGCACCGGAAAGUACAGCUAGUAAAUUACUUUAACAAUAAUUGUUAAGAACAUAUUAGGUUGCUUUCAAUUUCGUGGAUAUCUCAACACUUGAAAGUUAACAAUGGUAUAGUUGUCUUGUUAUAGGAACAAUGUUUGUACAUGCAAGUUGCAGCAUAUGGUGUCCAUAUGUUUAAA